Gorilla gorilla gorilla (western lowland gorilla) is the source of this 6512-nucleotide messenger RNA. RefSeq names its product coiled-coil serine rich protein 1 (gene CCSER1). Bases 505 to 2829 code for a protein of 774 amino acids. NCBI's taxonomy places the organism in Eukaryota, Metazoa, Chordata, Mammalia, Primates, Hominidae. The transcript is spliced from 11 exons. The record is from RefSeq and is a predicted model, not a curated record.
UUCCAUCCCGUCAUGACCAUUAUGUUUCCUCAACUUUUCUAUUCUCCUACUUCCUUUGCUGUGCUCUCAGUCACUGGGAGACGAAAGUGCUGCUGGUUAGCACAGAAGAAACUGCUGCUGCUGCGGCUUCUACUGUUGUCUGCCAUCUCUGUUACCAUCGAGACCGGGGCUGUGUAUGCUCGAGGUGCAGGGAGCUAAUGUAUAAGGAGUUAAAGGAACUCUUGCUGCUGCCAAAUGUGUUGUUAUCACUAACUGCACCGCUGCUGUCAUUAGUGCUGCUGCCAACACUGCAAGCCCUGCUGCUGCCAGUGCCAAUUCUGCUGAUGCCUUGGGCUCUCCAUGUCCCAGGGUGAUUCCGUAGACAAGCAGCUGCUUUUAGAUUUCACUUGUUCAUUACCUGUAGAUCCUUUGCCUUAGGACUCAAGCUUAAGCCCAUGAAGCCUGGGAUAGAAGACAAUUGGAGGCUGCAAAGUUGGCUUUCACAGUGCAAGCCUUUGAGUCCCAAUGGGGGACUCAGGAUCAAGACGAUCUACCCUGGUCUCCCGGUUGCCAAUAUUCAGAAGAAGUAUUAACAGAAGACAUGAUUCUCUUCCUUCUUCACCUUCUUCCAGUAAUACAGUUGGUGUCCACAGUUCCUCUCCUUCCAGCACUAACUCAAGCUCAGGUAGCACAGGUAAACGGAGGAGCAUAUUCCGUACUCCUUCCAUUAGCUUCCACCAUAAGAAGGGGAGUGAGCCUAAGCAAGAGCCUACCAACCAGAACCUUAGUAUUUCAAAUGGUGCUCAACCUGGUCACAGCAAUAUGCAGAAACUGAGUUUGGAAGAACAUAUUAAGACCAGGGGAAGACAUUCUGUUGGUUUUAGUAGUUCACGAAAUAAGAAGAUAACAAGAUCUUUGACAGAGGAUUUUGAAAGGGAAAAAGAGCACUCAACUAACAAGAAUGUCUUUAUAAAUUGUCUAAGUUCUGGCAAAAGUGAAGGGGAUGAUUCUGGUUUCACAGAAGACCAAACUCGUCGUUCUGUUAAGCAGUCAACAAGGAAGCUACUCCCUAAAUCUUUUUCAUCUCACUAUAAAUUUUCUAAGCCAGUUCUACAGAGCCAAUCCAUUUCAUUGGUACAACAGUCUGAAUUCUCAUUGGAAGUUACACAGUACCAAGAGAGAGAACCUGUAUUAGUAAGAGCUUCGCCAUCCUGUUCUGUGGAUGUAACAGAACGGGCAGGAAGCUCUUUACAAUCUCCUUUGCUUUCUGCUGAUCUUACCACAGCUCAGACACCUUCAGAAUUUUUAGCCUUGACUGAAGAUUCUGUGUCUGAAAUGGAUGCAUUUUCUAAAAGUGGAAGCAUGGCAUCCCACUGUGACAACUUUGGCCACAAUGAUUCUACCUCUCAGAUGUCUCUCAAUUCUGCUGCUGUUACAAAGACAACAACAGAACUUACGGGAACUGUUCCCUGUGCAAUUAUGUCUCCUGGGAAAUAUAGGUUAGAGGGUCAAUGUAGCACUGAAUCUAAUUCAUUACCGGAAACCUCUGCUGCUAAUCAGAAGGAAGUGUUAUUACAAAUUGCUGAACUACCUGCUACAAGUGUGAGCCACUCAGAGAGUAACCUACCAGCAGAUAGUGAAAGAGAAGAAAAUAUAGGGUUACAAAAUGGUGAAACAAUGCUGGGGACAAACUCCCCAAGGAAACUUGGAUUUUAUGAGCAACAUAAAGCAAUAGCUGAACAUGUAAAAGGGAUCCAUCCUAUUUCAGAUUCAAAGAUAAUACCUACUUCUGGUGAUCAUCAUAUUUUUAACAAAACAUCACAUGGAUAUGAAGCAAAUCCUGCCAAAGUUCUUGCCAGUAGUCUCAGUCCAUUUCGUGAAGGAAGAUUUAUAGAGAGGAGACUGCGAUCCUCGUCAGAAGGCACUGCAGGGAGUAGCAGAAUGAUUUUGAAACCGAAAGAUGGAAAUAUAGAAGAAGUUAAUAGUUUAAGAAAGCAAAGAGCAGGUUCUUCAUCUUCAAAAAUGAACAGUUUGGAUGUUUUGAAUAAUUUGGGAUCUUGUGAACUGGAUGAAGAUGAUCUAAUGCUUGACCUUGAAUUUUUAGAGGAACAGAGUCUUCACCCUUCUGUUUGCCGGGAGGACUCAUAUCACUCUGUCGUCUCAUGUGCUGCAGUAGUUCUUACUCCUAUGGAACCAACGAUAGAAAUGAAGAAAAGAGAAGAACCAGAAUUUCCUGAGCCUUCCAAACAGAGUCUUUCCCUGAAAUUAACAAAGGACGUUGAUCAAGAAGCCAGGUGUUCCCACAUCAGCCGAAUGCCCAACAGUCCAUCUGCGGAUUGGCCUCUACAAGGUGUGGAAGAAAACGGAGGCAUAGAUUCUCUGCCAUUCAGACUGAUGUUACAGGACUGCACGGCAGUCAAGACGUUAUUAUUAAAGAUGAAGAGAGUUCUUCAAGAGAGUGCAGACAUGAGUCCAGCAAGCAGUACCACGUCACUUCCUGUUAGUCCUCUUACUGAAGAGCCAGUGCCUUUCAAGGAUAUAAUGAAAGAUGAAUGCUCGAUGCUCAAGCUGCAGCUGAAAGAGAAGGAUGAACUCAUUUCCCAACUUCAGGAAGAGCUGGGAAAAGUCCGGCAUUUACAGAAGGCUUUUGCUUCAAGAGUAGAUAAAUCCACACAGACUGAACUACUAGGCUAUGACGGUUUAAACUUGAAAAGACUAGAGACAGUACAAGGAGGGAGAGAGAGCAAGACGGCUGCAGCAUCUCCAGUCUCACAGCCUACAAAGUUUAAGUUGAAAAAGAAUUGCCAUGAAAUUCUGAAAUUCACUCUAAUUAGACCCAUUUGGUUGUAAGCCAAACCCUCAACCAAUCACUGAGGCCAGAGGAAGAACAAGUGUUUAUUAGCUCUAGCCUAUAUCACAUGUUCCACACUUGCAGGAAAUGAUGGCUUGUCACCCAAAGCACAGAAACUGAAAAUGAAAGUCGCAUAGAUACUCCCUUCUCCUGAAAAAAUAAUUGAAGCUGUUACUGGAAGCAUGGUAAUUAGAAGGUGGCCGGUUAAAAAGAAAUGUCCGUUGCAAACAGGGAGCAAAAUUUAAGUAUAAAGGUGUAAAUAUAUUUGACUGUAUUUUAUCUUGAAAAGUGAAUCUAAUGUAGAUGACUAUAUUUCUUAGUUUCUAAUAUCAAGAAUGUGUUAAUUCUUAGAAUAAGCAGUUAGCACGAAUGCAUUUUUGACCUUGUAUUUCUGACAAAACUGUAGGAUUAUAUGAUUGACAUUAAAGGUAAAAUUAAAAUUAAUGUAUAAAAUAAAACUCAAAAUUUUCAAGCCAUUUGGAGCUUGUCUUGAGCUAAUGAGGUAAAGCUCAUGUCCUCAAGAAAAAUGUUUUACUCUGCUGUUUUUAAGGGUGCUUCUAUAGAAAGAGUUUGAGAAUCAUUAAUAUGGAUUAUAGAAAAUUAAUCAUGCUUCAGUUAAAAAUAAAUGUAUUUAAUCCUAAAGAUUAGCUUUACUUAAAGUGUUUAUUGUUGCAGACAAGAAAUCUAUCUUAUUUGAAAAAUCAGAAAUUGGACAUGUCAGUGAUUAUAGGUUUUUUUUAAAAUCUGAACAUGAAAAAGUUUUCCCCAGUUUUAAGAUAAUUUACCAUGCUAUUCAAGUCAGCCUAAAAUCUUAAAAAGCUGCUACAUAAUAAGGUAGGGAUUGAAAAAAGAAAUAUUUCAGAUUCAGAGAAUUGUCUUUUUUUAGUACUAAUUAAAACAUUUAAAAAACUAUAUUUAAUGAUGUCAUUCUAAAUUGACUCAAUAAUAUUAAGUGAGGAAUUUAUGUUCCAGCAAACAGUGGAUGAAUGUGUCUAUGGAGAGCAUUGUUUCAAAAUGUUUUGACAAAUAUGUCAUUGAAGUUCUUGCUAUUUUAUUCGAUUUCAGCCACUAUUCUUUUUAGUUGAUUUUUUUUGUCAAUCUUAAAUUUUCAAAAGAAAGAUUGUUUUCAAAUUAUUUUAUAUUUAACAAAUAAAGUUAUGUUAUUGAUUAUUUAAAUUGACUGUUACUGCAAAUUUUUUUUGGAUGGAUCAUUUGGACAAUAUAUCUUUGUGAAGUGAAUAAAACACAUUUCUACAGAAACAAUUCAGAAGCCAUUCCCUUUCCAUUCAAAGUGGUAUUCACCUUUCAACUUUACCCAGACCUAGGUGGCAGAAAAGAAUGCAUUUUGGAAAAACCAAUAGCUGACUUGUAGUGGGGGGCCACAUCUUAGAAGUCUUCAGCAUUCACGUGGAUUUGUAACUCAAUACAUAGAAGCCUUCAAAGCUAGAGUUUUAAUUAAAAAUUGUUACUGAAAACUUGGUACUUUAAUGUAUUAAAAUUGACCAAUUAAAGAAAAGUUUAUUUUUUGCAAUCAGUAAGUAAUCUAUGAUAAGUAAUUUUACUAUCCUGAUGUGAAACAAGUAGAGUGGAUGAUUUGUAAGCGUUUGGAACAGAGGCAAGGAAUAAGCAUUUAACAGAAUCCAAUGCCAAAUAAAAAGCCUCUAUAUAGAUGUUAAAAUCUCUUUAAUACCAGAUUCAUAUUGUGGUCAUGUAGAUACAUUCAUUAUACUCAUAUCUAUAAUGUAUUUGAUUGUGUUUAAUUGUGUAAUAAAUGAUGCAUAUUUCAUAAAGUUAUGUUGUUUAUUAAUCUAUUAUUGUAGUCUUUUACAAAACCUAGUUGAAAAAUCUCUCAGGUAUUUAAAAAUAUCUGGUUGGCUAAAUGGAGAGGAAAAGUAGUAUCAAGAACAAUUUACAACCAACAUUUUCUGACAGUUUACUAUGCAUCUGACUGUGUUAAACCCUAUAGGUACCAGUCUCAUGGAAUCUUUAUCACAAUUUCCUCAUGUGGCUGUUCUCCAGCAUCCUCAUAUAUAAUGGUGCUCCCUAGAUAACUAUUUCUAUUUGGAUAUGAUACACAUUGCAAGAAUUCAACUUAUUUGUAUUUCUAGGGAAAUGCUAAGCAAGUUACUAUUUAAUAGUACUGGAGCUGGCUGGCUUAGGCCUGCAUCUUGAUCACAACUGAGUGAGAACAAAUCUUCCACUUUGUAUGUAGAAAUAACCUAUAAGCUCUGUUUCUAUGAAUAAAUGAAUGAAAGAAGCCUAUAAACUCAACUUCUAUGAAUAAAUGAAUAAAAGAUUCAUGUCAACAUGCUGAAGUAUAUGGGAUUGAAGGCUGGGUCACACAACCUACAACUAUUUCAGAUGUAAAUGAAGGAGAUGAAUUAAAUGAACAUUUAUACAGGUCUUAAAUUCAGGUUUAAAUUUACAGAUUGCACUAGGGUGUCAAAUCUUGGAGUACAAUAAAUACUAGAAUUGUAUUUUACACUGCAAAAAUAUAUCCAGUGUUUACUAUUAGUUGGACUAUUGUUGUAAACCUCAGAAAGGCAAUAUUGUGGGAUUACAGAUGUGAUUACCUCUGAAUUUCUGAUAUUCUUAGUGUAUUGGUUGGUGGCAUAUGUAUGUAAGGGGAAUGGUAUUGUUGACUGUGGUAUAAGUGCUAUGAUGCAAAUAAGUAUUUCUUUUCAAAAUGGCAUCAGUAGAAUAAGCACUUUCUUUAGGAUAAUGAAAUUCCAGCAUAGUUGUCAUAAUGACUCAAAUAUAAAAACAAUAAGGAGCCAAAUAUGAUAUGGUUAUUAACAAUAGGACAUUAUGGUUUAUCAAAUCAUGAAUUUAUAAUUUUUAAGGAUACAUUACACUCUGCUAAAGUUGCUGAAGUUGGUCUUCACAAGUUAUACUUCAUUUGGUUCAUCAGGACAGAGUUCCAAUGCUAUUCCAAUAUCACUUUUAGCACUUUUUUGUCUCAUAAAUGCAAUCAAUAGAAAUAUGCCUAAUGUAGAUAUUAAUCUUUAUAGGUGCCUACUUACAUUAAUUAGGUUGUUUGGCUGUUCUGACAGUGAUCUAAAAUAACAGUCAAAAAAAAAAAAAAAAAAAGACCAAACUGUUGGGGAGAAUCUGCCCUAUAAAGUAAUCAAGCUUCAUGUUUCUUAUCUUCCUGCUCUGCUGGGCUGAGGGAUUGCCCCCAUUUGCAAGGUGCAAGAUGGCAUUGUAACACACUCACACAAAAGGGAAGUUAAACACAUCCUUUCCACCUCCCUCUUUUAGUCCACGUCUUAGAAUCAUGGCCACUCCUUGCUGCAAUGGAAGCUAGGAAAUGUAGUCUUUACUCUGUACCUCUAGGAACCUCUAUGAAAAAGUAUAUUUUCCAUGACUCUAAGACAGGACAGUAUGGCUAAUGGGAAGCAACUAGUAGCCUUUGUCACAAUGUCAAGGAUUUUUAUUGAUUGCCGAAAGAGGCAGGAUAGUAUUUAAACAUUUUAUGUUGUUGUUAAAGAAUAUCUUAAAAUCUCAAAGCAUUAUUACCAGAAAGGGCAAUGGACCUUGAAUUUGAUGUUGACCUUCAUAAAAAUGUAGUCACUGUCCGUAGACCAAGAAAUCAAAGAAAUUGAGAGUAUGUUAAAUAAUACAUACAAACACACACACGUAUAUGCACGUACACAUAUACACACUCAUAUAUAUGUGUGCA